Molecule: messenger RNA, 1119 nt
Organism: Fonsecaea multimorphosa CBS 102226
Lineage: Eukaryota; Fungi; Ascomycota; Eurotiomycetes; Chaetothyriales; Herpotrichiellaceae
Exons: 2
Coding region: 1-1119 (372 amino acids)
Source: RefSeq, a predicted model, not a curated record
AUGCCGUCGAACAAGCGCUACAUUUGUCGCUACUGGGCUCUCGGGCCCCGCUGUCCCAAUGUCGACGCGUUCGGUGCUUCCACCUGCGAGUUCGCUCAUUGGGACAGCGGUCGAAUGGCCACCACGGUUCAACAAAGAGGUACCUGUUUGCCGUGGAAACAUUACGGAUUCUGCGGGCGGGGUGUUGGCUGUUGGUAUGAACAUCGAGAAACAGGAGUUACAGGUCUCUAUCAAGGCACUAUCGAACUGACCGGCUUCGAGCUUCAAGUCGCCGACGCUGCCACCAAAGCUGGGUUCAAUACCUUCAAUCAUGAAGCGUUAUUCGAGCUCAUCUGGGCCGUUAAGCGCCUUGCACUUCGAAAAAGACCUUUCCACUUCUUAGGCCAUCUUCCCAAAGAUCCGAUAUACCCUGACAGGUAUCGUCCCAGUGGCGUUGGUGACAAUACAAACCGAAAGAGAAGAGCAGCCACAAUUCAACCUCCAUCAAACCAUAAGGUGGAGUUAAAAUUCCAUCCUGUCCAGCCUCUGAUGAGAAAGCGGCCAUUGCCUGGUAGCAAAGAAGAGGACCUGAUCGAUUUGACCUUGUCAACAGACAGUGAAUGUGAUCCGACGGACUCGCAUGAUAUCACAACCAAACGCCAGAAAGUGGUCAACGGGAGCAUUAUUCCAAGUGUGGGCGAUACCCGGCUUAAAUAUCUCAACGCGCUUCCAGGGAAGAACAUGUCCUUGGCCUCCACCGGAAUAACCUCGAAGCCACCAUCUCGAGACGCCCGCAACCGUGCCAACAGAAGAACUCGAGCUCCCGCACGCGCUGCUGUUCCCGUCGUACUCAAUUUGCCUCCAACAGCCCCUCCAACAGCCGAAGAGGAGAUUAGCAAGCAGCUCCUCUUGGUCAAAUCCAAGCUUGAUGAUGCCAGGAAGAAUAUGAACACAUGUCAAGCAACAAUGAAGGCACUAUUCGACGCGCAUUAUGAGAAGUUUGAUAAUGACAAGAUGAUGGGAGCUCUUCAGAAGCUGAGCGGCUUCAUGAACAAGGUCUACGACGGUAGCAAAGAGGGUGCAGAGGAGGCUGAGAAGGCCAUUGCAUUGCUGGGAGUCACGAAGAGUGGGCUAUCGUGA